CACACUCGCACAAACACACAAUGUGAAACACUUUGACUGCAGGCGGAGACUAUAUGCGUUCACAGCCGGCACGCAGCAGCGCUUCAGUUCAAGACCAGAGAAGACUUCAUUCACAAUGAAAUAUCAGCUCCUGCUGCUUUGGACUCUUGCAGCAUUUGUCAGCUGUGACCCUGGUGUCAAUGAAAUAACACCAGUUGAUAUGCCAGAUGGAAUUAAACUGUCUUGUGGGUCUGACAAUGUUAUUUCUAAAAAUGGUACAGGCUUAAAAUAUGUUGAAUUACAAUACAAAGAUGAGAACACAGGAGAAUAUAAAUGUGAAGGCACUGACUCAAAAAUCUUCGUGAAAUUUCGAACAUGCGACAACUGCAUAGAGUUGGACACGGCUUCGAUAGCUGGUAUUGUUGUAGGAGACGUGGUGGCUACUGUGGCCGUUGGAGUGGCUGUCUAUCUCAUCGCUUCUAAAGGCCAACCCAGCACGGACAACACCGCCAAGAAAAGGUCGGACCGACAGCCUCUGGUACCUAAUGAAGGGCCUACCAGAACCGGCAACGAUCAUUACCAGCCUCUGAGACCCAGACAAGGCCUGGGGAGAGAUGAAUAUGAUGUACUCAAAAAAUAGAGGAGCCCCCCCCCCCCCCCCCCCCCCCCCCCCCCUCUGGAAAUACUGGAAUCUGACUGGAAGAAACGUCUGUUACCUGCGUCCACAUCUGAUCGUGUGAAGCUCAUUCCUGAUGUUAUUUGCUCUGUAUAAUAUUGUCUGAACUGAAAGAUUUUUAUCAUUUAUUAGAAUGAAAAACAAGAAAACUUUAACUCAGUUUCUGCUCUUGUAGUUUAGGUUGUGCUUUAAUCAUGAUUUUUUUUUUAUUAAACAAACUAAAACCUCAGUCAUGAUUUAAAAUGAAAAAGAUUGGUAAUGAGAAAACUGCAAUGUUUUGUAAUUCGUCUUUAAAGUUAGAUGGAUGCUGGAGAUGGCUUCACAUUUAACUCCAGGAUACUUUAGUUUGCAGAAUAAGAUGAAGUCAGCACCCCUCCUCCACCGUGCUUGACAGUUUUUCUACUCAGCUUUCAACUGGCAACCCUUUGAAAUAAUCCACACUUGUUCAGUCUUUUUCUAAUUUCACUGCCAUGAUCUUUAACAUUUAAUGUGCUAAUUGAGGCAUGUAGAGUCUGAGAUGUAGCUCCUGCUUUUUUAAGUUUCUCCGAACAUCACACAGUCUGACUUUGGACUGAGCUUAUUGAGACGUCCACUCCUCAAAUAAUAGGAAAUCUGUUUUGAAUGUUUUCCAUUUGGGAAUGAUGUAGAAUAUGUGGAAAUGGCUGUAUAAACCUUCUAAGAUUGAUGGGCAGCAACAAAAAAACCUUCUUUAAGAUAAUUGCUGAUGUCUUUCCUCCUGCAGGUUUCCGCUUGCAUAGAGGUGAUCAUACUUACUGAUGCUCAAUUAAUUUAGUGAAUUUGAUUAGAGGCACCUGGUGCUUAUACUUUCUUCAUACUUUCUUCAGUUUUAUUGGAAAUAAUACGUGUUAACUUUUUUUUUUUACCUGUCCUCUCCUGCGUCGUGGCAGCAUAAUGAUGGUCAGGCUGCCAAGAUGGGCCUUUUGAAUAUGGGGCUCCCCUUAAAUCUUAAAUGUUAUUUUUUAUUAUAGAUGUUUUGACUUAAAAAAAAAAAAAAAAUUGACACUUUUAUUGAUAAGCGCCGGA
This is a messenger RNA of Melanotaenia boesemani (Boeseman's rainbowfish), 1699 nucleotides long. Its product is annotated as T-cell surface glycoprotein CD3 gamma chain-like. Gene Ontology annotation, cellular component: external side of plasma membrane; alpha-beta T cell receptor complex. Gene Ontology annotation, molecular function: transmembrane signaling receptor activity. NCBI's taxonomy places the organism in Eukaryota, Metazoa, Chordata, Actinopteri, Atheriniformes, Melanotaeniidae. Gene Ontology annotation, biological process: cell surface receptor signaling pathway; positive thymic T cell selection. The record is from RefSeq and is a predicted model, not a curated record. The transcript has 7 exons. The coding region runs from base 116 to 619 and encodes 167 amino acids.